CUUACCGCGAAGUGGCGGGGGUCCGGAGGAAAGCGCUCGUGAGCAGGGAAGGGGAAGCUCGUACGGGAAGGUGAUUGAGGUGGACGACGCCGUGCCCAAAAAGCUGAGGAGUCUGAGAAUUCAGAUCCAGAACAUUCCUCCUCAUCUACAGUGGGAAAGCGGUGGAGAAGCUGUUGGGACACUAGUGUGAGGAUUACUGGUUUCCUACAUUCUGGAAAUGGAGGCUGCUCCCUCACCACCCUCUUGCAGGCAACGCAGACUGGGCUUGCAGGACCCCCAGCCCGGACCCUCUGUGAAUCCUUUGGGGUCCCGGCACAGCCUGCCAAACCUCCCCUUGCGUAUUUUGGUGCCCACACAGUUCAUAGGAGCGAUCAUUGGCAAAGAGGGGCUGACCAUCAAAAACCUCACCAGACAGACGCAGUCCAGGGUGGAUAUCCACCGAAAGGAGAACGCAGGAGCAGCGGAGACACCCAUCACCAUCCGUUCCACCCCGGAAGGCUGUUCCGCCGCCUGCCGCAUGAUCCUCAAUAUCAUGCAGAAAGAAGCCUAUGACACCAAGGUUUCAGCGGAGAUCCCUCUGAAGAUCCUCACCCAUAACGGUCUGGUGGGGAGGCUAAUAGGGAAGGAGGGGAGGAACCUGAAGCGGAUUGAGGAGGAGAGCGGGACCAAAAUCACCAUCUCAUCGUUACAGGACCUGACGCUGUAUAACCCAGACAGGACGAUCACGGUGAGGGGCAGUGUGGACGUGUGCUGCAGGGCUGAGGUGGAGAUCAUGAAGAAGCUGAGGGAGGCGUUCGAGAACGACGCCUCUGUUAAUCAGUCAUCUGGUCUGAUCCCAGGACUGAGUCUCAGCACUCAGGGCAUCUUCUCCUCCGGGCUCUCCAUGCUGCCCUCAACCUCCGGCCCCCACAGGACCCUACAAACUGCCUACGGCCCCUUCACAGGUCAAUCAGCUUGUCUGGGAGGGCUGUACGGGGUCUCAUCAGCUGCUCCUCACGCCCAUCUGCACACUCCUCCUGAGCAGGAGGUGGUCUACCUCUUCAUCCCCACACAGGCGGUGGGCGCGCUGAUCGGGAAGAAAGGACAGCACAUCAAACAGCUCACCCAGUUCGCUGGGGCGUCCAUAAAGAUUGCUCCAGCAGAGAGUCCAGAUGUUACAGAACGAAUGGUCAUCAUCACUGGACCUCCUGAAGCUCAGUUUAAGGCUCAGGGGAGGAUAUUUGGGAAGCUGAAGGAGGAGAACUUUUUCUCAUCGAAGGAGGAAGUGAAACUUGAGACACAUAUCAAAGUGCCCUCAUCAGCAGCUGGACGGGUCAUAGGGAAAGGCGGGAAAACGGUUAAUGAGCUGCAGAAUCUGACCAGUGCUGAGGUCGUUGUGCCGCGGAACCAGACGCCAGACGAGAAUGAUGAAAUUUUUGUAAAAAUAAGUGGCCAUUUCUUCGCCAGCCAGACUGCACAGAGGAAGAUCAGGGAGAUCAUCCAGCAGGCCAAGCUGCAUAAGCAGAAACACCAGCUGGGAGCCUCAGGGUCGCACCAGUCCAAGUGACCACCAGGGCGGCCUUCGUUGCCAGGAGCUGAUGAAUGCAGCCCUUCCAGCCAACAGGGGGAGCGCUGCAGCAGCCUUGGCGUCCUGACAGAGCGGGGAAAGUACGAGCUGUGCGGGAAUUAAAGCUGAUCAAGGAUCAGAUUCUCACACUCAAGCAGUUAGGCUUGCUUGGGCAGGCAGGGGGCGCUGCAAGUGGCUGCUGUGGAAAUAGAUGUAUAGAAGGAGGGCUGGUUGAUCCACAAGGAGGGGGCGGGGCUUGUGCUGUGGUCACACCCACACUCUAAUGACCGGGCUUUGUUUCUGCUUAUAAAUUCCACAGGUUGGGGUUUGUUUUGUCAGAGAACUUUUAUUUAUCAGAGCCAGACGAUUACAGAACUGGAGAUCUGUAGAGGCAAGAACAGUUUAACACAGAAAAUAUUCAAAAUCAAACCCAAUCUUUACCUCAGAGUCGUGUCCAGGUAAGACUUGGGUAUCGUUUCGCAUCUAUUAUGAGCUUAAUAAUGCCAUACAGACCGAACCCAGACCCGUACAGAUAAACAAGACUCACAGUUCACAUUAUACGUUAAGUUUUCAUGUCAAGUGAUCACACGUUAUUCACAAGUGAAGCAGAUCAUCGCUGUAGGACUAAAACCCCGUAUCUUUAGUCCUGUCAUGUUUCAUUCAGAUUAGCCUAAUUGGAAAGAAAACAAGAAUUUUGGUUCUCUGGGGCCUUAAAACUAUUCCAGCUUAAAACUAUUCCAGCUUAAAACUAAUCCAGCUUCAGGUUGGAUUUGGAUGGGAUUUUACUGAGACUCUUUUAUGCGAUUGGCUGUUUGAGCCAGGUGCUUAUUUACUAUUGUUUUCUUUACAUUUGCUUAGUUUUUUAGUUUUUUUUUGACAAUGAAAGUUUGAGGCCUUAUUCACCACCACAAACAUCACGUCACAGAAGCAGAAAAUAUUUAUGAAGAAAUGUGUUUUUUGUUGAGACGCUCAAAAUUUUGAAGGAAAGUGUUUCCUUUAAAUGAGAGUAGCUCUGAAUGAUGAUGUGACCUGAAAGCAGAAGGUUCUGACCUUCUGGUCAGUGAGAAUGUGACCUCUGCGUGCGUGUGAUGAGAUCUACCUCAGGGCGUCGGGGGUUCUGCAGUGUUCUCGGUUCCCUUUUGUCCACAUUUUGGACGGCCGUCUUGUGAAUGAAUCAA
Messenger RNA from Pygocentrus nattereri (red-bellied piranha), 2724 nucleotides. RefSeq names its product insulin-like growth factor 2 mRNA binding protein 2a (gene igf2bp2a). Gene Ontology annotation, biological process: regulation of gene expression; nervous system development. Gene Ontology annotation, molecular function: mRNA 3'-UTR binding. The record is from RefSeq and is a predicted model, not a curated record. Gene Ontology annotation, cellular component: cytoplasm; cytosol; nucleus. Lineage: Eukaryota; Metazoa; Chordata; Actinopteri; Characiformes; Serrasalmidae. The coding region runs from base 218 to 1546 and encodes 442 amino acids. The transcript has 14 exons.